Ambispora gerdemannii is the source of this 1002-nucleotide messenger RNA. NCBI's taxonomy places the organism in Eukaryota, Fungi, Glomeromycota, Glomeromycetes, Archaeosporales, Ambisporaceae. The record is from the annotation of a GenBank genome assembly.
AUGUCGUACACGAGUAUAGCUCGAUCUUAUGCCAAUGUCAACCAGCAAAUGCCAAAGGAGUACUGGGACUAUGAUAAUUUGCAAGUUCAAUGGGGUGUACAAGAUAACUACGAAAUAGUGCGAAAAAUCGGUCGCGGAAAGUAUUCAGAGGUUUUUGAGGGGGUAAACAUCACGAAUAACGAAAAAUGUGUAAUUAAAGUCCUUAAACCAGUAAAAAAGAAGAAAAUCAAGCGCGAGAUUAAGAUUCUCCAGAACCUCGCUGGUGGACCAAAUAUCAUUUCGCUGCAAGACGUUGUGAGAGAUCCACAAUCCAAGACUCCAUCACUUAUCUUUGAAUAUGUCAAUAACACCGAUUUUAAAGUCUUGUACCCGAAAUUCACCGAUUACGAUGUCCGUUUCUAUAUUUUUGAACUUCUGAAGGCAUUGGAUUUUUGUCAUUCAAAAGGAAUCAUGCAUAGGGAUGUUAAGCCUCAUAAUGUAAUGAUUGAUCAUGAAAAACGCAAACUGAGGCUAAUAGAUUGGGGUUUGGCAGAGUUUUAUCAUCCUGGCACAGAAUAUAAUGUGCGCGUAGCUUCAAGAUAUUUCAAAGGUCCCGAAUUGCUGGUUGAUUUUCAGGAAUACGAUUAUUCGCUUGAUAUGUGGAGCUUAGGUUGUAUGUUUGCAAGUAUGAUUUUCCGCAAGGAACCAUUUUUCCAUGGCCAUGAUAACUAUGAUCAAUUGGUAAAAAUUGCAAAAGUCCUUGGGACGGAUGAGUUAUUUGCAUAUCUUGACAAAUAUGAUAUAGAGUUGGAUACUCAAUAUGAUGACAUUUUGGGAAGAUAUCCACGGAAACUAUGGCAAAAAUUCGUCACAUCAGACAAUCAAAAAUUUGUUUCCAAGGAAGCCAUCGAUUUUCUUGAUAAGUUGUUACGAUAUGAUCAUCAGGAACGAUUAACACCAAAGGAAGCAAUGGAACAUCCAUAUUUUGAUCCUGUAAAACAAGGGAACGGCAAUCGGGCGUAG